AUGAUGCCUGAAAUGGAGCCAGUAAUUCUUUCACUUGUACAGAAACUGCACGGACAAGAGAUCAAAGAUCCUCUGAUUGAACAUCUAGGCUAUCAGUCUGUGAUUGAUGCUGUCGGGGGCGAACAAGUGUUUACCGAAAUGGCAUUGAAUGCAAUCGACCCUCGUAUUCUCGCUCUCCAGGGCAAAAUAAUCACAGUGGAAAUGCUAGAUAUUAUCCGUGCAUCCCAGAUGCAAGAACUCGACCCUUGGCCUCAUUCUCAUGGUGGCUACUGCGACUUUAUAACGGAUUCCCGAGAUGCGAAGUACUGGCGUGGAUAUGUCGGACAGGCCUCAGUAUUGGCAAUUCGCAUUCCUCAGCAUUGCAGUGCAAUAAGGACAGGGAAAAACAACACCCUACACUAUCACAUUGUCACAAAACCUUCGGCGGCAGGCUACCGCUACAGCAACUUCAUUCGGCUAUGGAUCAUACAAUUUCCAAAUUGUACCCAAACUUCGACAAAAGAGGCAUUCGAAAAUGUUUUGGAACUAUCAUUCACUCGUGCAUUUCAAACACUUGCCCCUUCUAUCCUCGAGCUUUAUUUUGGUCCCUGCCCAGAAGGCUCAUACUCAAGCCUUGGUCUUAACAUAGUUCCCCCACUGAUGCAAGGUAGAGAACUCUCACCGAGAGUUCGGGCGGAGUUUACAAAACUUCUGGAGGGCUCUACAGACUCCGAGAUCCGUGAGUGGCCAAGUGUCCGGGCAAAGCAGAAGCACCGGCCCAACGCCUCCGAGAAAAGCUUGGUUGAAACUCAGAGAUGCCCAAGAUUCACCGCUGAAGAAAAUGUCAAUGCUCUUUAUGUUGCCAUACAGAGUGGAGAGGAGUUUGCUGAUAUGGCUUUCUGGCCAUCAAAGGGAAAGGUUCCAUGGACGCCCCUUGGCAGUGAGAUCCAGCCCUUGGAUGUGAAGGCCUGGUUUGAGAAUAUUUCCAACUGGAUCUUGAACGAUGGUUGCACCAAGAGCGAUCUAGCAAUCCCAAUAGGCACUACAGUAGCCUCUGUUGGCAUCAUGUUAGAUAGCGUUCCGACCCACACCUAUGGCGAGAUAUCUCUCCCUUGGGGGUUGAGAGAAAGCGGGUUCACGGAGACAAACUCUUUGAUAUGGUUCACCAAUCUUCAAAAGUACAAGCUUAUCCCUGGGACAUUCCAAGUCGGCAUGUCACGCGACACCGAUACAGAAUUCUUCUCAAAAAGUACCCAAGAAUUGAUUGAGAAAAGCAGCCUCCGAGUCAUUCUACUCUGCGGAAAAUUCGCUGAAAAAGUGGCACUCACAGAGCAAGACCUCAAGAAUAAAUUUAUUUUGGAUCUCCAAGGUGCUCGAUAUGAAAUCUGGGUGAGAUUCCGACACAAUGCCAUUGAGCGCAUCUUCGUGAGAUCGCCCGCUCCUCUCAUCACACUAUGGUCGAACAAAGGGUCCAUAGCUGUGAAGAUCGACUUACUGUUUAGGUGUGUGUCGGCUGUCUCAAACACUAGGCUCUCCACGACAUUCUAUGAAAGUGCACUCACAGUAGCACUGGUGAUUCGUGGGUGGGACGAUGAGAGAUCUGAGAGGGUUGACCCGCUCGAACCAGCGCUAGAAAAAGUGAAUCCCACUUUGAGAAUAUGGCUAGAAAGGUUAGGGUUUAGGGAGGACGAGGAUGUCCGCCGUCUUGCAGAGUGCACAGCGGGGUCAUUGAGGCUUGGUUUGCUCGUUCUCCUGAAAGUAUUACCAAGAGCUCCACCGGGGGUAGGACCCAGAAAGGUCCCACAGUCCAAGACAAAGCGAAUCGGCGUGAUAUCUCCAGAGACGAUGGAAAAAGUCCGAUUAUUACUGAAAGAUGUCCAGAAAGAGCUACUCCCAGUGAAUAAGACUGACACUGGCGACGUUAUCAAGCCCUCGCACACCCAGUGGGAGGACACCAGCUUGGUAGAUGAAGACCUCAUAAUGGAAGCGGUUGAGCAUGGGAGUGCAACACUGAAAGAGUUGGACUCAGAGAAGGAGAGACUAGUGGUCGAACGGCUGCAAGCACAGGGACCUGGGGCAACAGAAGUGAACCAGAUGACCUAUCAAAAAGGUCUACAACUUCUCAUAGGUUAUCAUUUCAAGGGACACGAAACCAGAAAGGGGGAAGUCAGUACUUAUCAGUUCAACUUUCAACAUGCAACUUUCCGAAUCCACCAAGCGCCCCCAAAUGAGACAUCUUUUUUUGUGAAAGCCGAGAUAGCACCUAUGGGUGAGAGACAUCCCCACGCCUACGCCACCAACGCCUUAAGGAGUGACCCGGGCAUGCGAUUUGGCUUUAGAGUUUCAUUGCGUGAUGAAAAGGGAGAAGAGUCAUUCGUGAAGUAUGCGAGCAGCUCUACGUGGCAAGCCAUCGCGAUCGCUAAUUCGUUUGUGGAUGGUCUCGAUGGGGACUCAUUUGAAGAGAUAUGUCGUCGGAAAAGACGAUUUGUCUGGAUCGACAAAAGGAUUAAGAACGUGCCACCAGAACUGCAACCAUUUAUUAAUGGGGCCUACCGGGACGAUGAAGACAAUAUAAUCAGGUUCAAUAGUGCUUCUCCUAAGGUUCUGAAGCCAACAGGUUAA
Messenger RNA from Penicillium griseofulvum, 2601 nucleotides. RefSeq lists its product as uncharacterized. NCBI's taxonomy places the organism in Eukaryota, Fungi, Ascomycota, Eurotiomycetes, Eurotiales, Aspergillaceae. The record is from RefSeq and is a predicted model, not a curated record. Bases 1 to 2601 code for a protein of 866 amino acids. The transcript has 2 exons.